Molecule: messenger RNA, 2828 nt
Organism: Ruditapes philippinarum (Manila clam)
Lineage: Eukaryota; Metazoa; Mollusca; Bivalvia; Venerida; Veneridae
Product: octopamine receptor beta-2R-like
Exons: 2
Coding region: 837-2153 (438 amino acids)
Biological process (GO): neuropeptide signaling pathway
Cellular component (GO): membrane
Molecular function (GO): neuropeptide receptor activity
Source: RefSeq, a predicted model, not a curated record
UUUGACAAUUUCACUGAUGCGCUCGGAUUUAACUAUCAUGUUACACAGGGUUCUAUUGAAAAAUCUAAUUGUAUUAUUUAUUUUGUCACAACCGGUUAAACUGUUUCACUAUAUACAGAUAUGUAUCGGUUUAACACACUUUUUGGUGAAAUUGUAAUUUUUAACAAUAAUCAUAAUCUUUAUAUACAGAAGAAGAAGAGGAAGAGAUCGUUUAUUUUGGUACUUUAUACUUUUACAGUAUCUCGUUUCAUACAAUCAUGACUAUAUAAGCAUUAUCUUUCUUUACAUACAUUAACUUCAGAAUAGGUUGGUUGUAACAAUAGGUUAGCUUAAAUCGGAUAUCUCUUCUAAGCUGGAAUAUGUGACGAAAAAAAUCUCAUAAAUAAUAAAGGUGACUUCCAACAACAAAGGUGACUUCCGAUUGUCCGGAAGAACUGAAUAAACAAGGGACAAGACAAGGCAAGAUGGAUUAAUUAUAACGUCAAAUUUAACUGACAAUGCGGAGGACUUUUAUAUGUCCUGGCACGAAUACCACACAGUGACUGCUCAGAUGAUAGAUUUAUCGAAAUUCAGCGCUAGUGAUAUAGCAUUGUAAUAUUCCUAUCAGUUGUGACUAGGCAGUAUAAAUGUUAUAAACGCAUUCUCUAAGCAGCAGUGCUAUAGGAAACAAGAUUUCGAUAAAAAAUUAUUGGAAAAAAACAACAAAGUCAAAACAGACGAUAUUUAUAUUAAGAUAUUUUUUUCUAAAUAGGAAAUUUAGCAAGAACAGUUGGAAUUUCUAUAUUCAUAGAAACAUUUCUUGAAUUCAAGUAUCCAAUUAUCUCGCCGAAACAAAUAUGGAAUUAAAUGGCAGUGAUUUUACAACAAAAAACACAACGGAGAAAGUAAAAGAGUAUUUUCGAGAUGGAAAAAAAUUUGAAUUAACAGAAGAAGCGAUGAUGAAAGUUAACAUUUGGCCGCUUAUUUUAACGUUUAUUUUUGCAGUUCUUGGAUUUAUCGGAAAUAGUAUUGUCAUAUACAUCUACUGGAGGAAGUAUAAGAAAACUAAAACACGUGUAUUUAUUUUGACCUUGGGAAUACUAGACUGGUUAAACUGUGCUUUUAACAUGCCAGUUGAAAUAGUCGUUUUGUGGAAUCCGCUGUCAUUUGAUUUACAUUACUUGUGUAAAAUAUCACGUGGAUGUACAUUCGUUAUAAACAAUACAGGAUCAUUAGUACUUGUUUCAAUAGCCAUAGAACGGUAUAUUGUUGUGUAUCAUCCCCUCAAAAACAGACAACUGACACCGAAAUUCGCGAAGGUAAUGUGUCUUCUAGCGUUCGUAAUUUCUUCAAUAUUUUCAUGGCCGUCCUUUGUUUUUUACGGAAGUCAUACACUCACUAUAGAAAUUGCUAAGGAUCAUUUCGUUGAAGGUAAAACUUGUUUAAUUGCUGAUGAGCAUGAGUUUCGAACAGGACUACUGCUAAUUUUUACCACUGUGCUCUUUGUCCUGCUAGUUUUAACGUUUUUAAUAUUAACUGUCUUGUAUAUCGCCAUUGGACGUAAAAUAUACAUUGCAACAUGCACAGAUCUUACAGAUAAAGGAAAGGGGGAAGUGACACGUUUGUUUAGUAAGAGUAUAAUUUCGGCAAUAACUGGAGUUGCCAAGCCAACAGAAUUGAAAAGAAACUCAACAUGUAGACAUGUAACAACCAUCAAUAGUGUUAAGAUAAAAAGAAAUUCGCAAAAUAUUCAGGAACGAUCGUUUUCAAUCGUGAGUGAAAAUGAGGAAUCUAAAAUGCCAUCAGAUUCCAAUGAAAAAUUGUCGUCUAUGAGACGAAAUAGUCGGAAAUUCUCAACAGUCAAAGUAAAGGCAACACGGAAAAACACUGUAAUGAUGCGAAUGGUUACAAUUGCAUUCAUGCUGUCAUUUACACCAUUUCUUUGCAUUCUGAUUAUACGUUAUACAAACCCUAUGUAUUAUUUUGGAUUAAAAACUCCCGGCAAAAUUGCCUACGCCGUUUUCCUAAGAACAUAUUUUAUAAACAGCAUGGUAAAUCCAUUUAUAUAUGGUUUCAUGAAUUUGCAAUUCAGGAAAACGGUAAAAGAUUUAUUUUCAAAGAUCUUCUGUAGUAAAUGUUGCAGAAGAAAUAACAUGUUAUCUAGCAAUGUGUAAUUUUUAAGAUUAUUUUUUUCUUCUUUUUGUCAUUAUUGUAGACAUUAUAAAAAGCUAAGUUAGUUAGCUAACAAUAUGUGUCUUAAAAGGCUAGCGGAUGUAAGCAGUCGGGUCUGCCUCUAUACUGGUGUCAAAGACUGUCAAGCAGUACAAGAUUUGAAGAGUUUUUUUUAACACAAUAAUGGUUAAUGAAGAGUUUUCCUUUAUAGAACUAUAAGUUAAAAGAAAAUGUAAAUUUAUGUGUUCAAAAUACAAUGUAAAUACACCACUUUAAACAGGCUUAUCGAAGUAUAACCUAAAUCAUACUUGUAUAUUUUUAUUAUCAAGUUAAAUCUACUUAUGUUUCUAAGUUAUGUCACUUAAUCGUACAUUUAGACAAGCUUUACAUGAUGUGCAUAGAUUUAUAAAAACAGUGAAUAUGUGAUAAAUGCUUUCUUUUCUAUGUAAUAUCUUAGCUUAAAGUGGCCUUCAGUUUUUUCUCUUCUGGUGGUCAAACGAUUCCGUGUUGUUAAGUAAGUAUUUCAUAAAUGUUAUCUUUGAGAAGAACAUCAUAAUACUGUAAAUCUCCUUUAAGCCGUCUUCAAAAUCCUGCGUCCCGAGAGCUAUUUUAUAACGCAUAUAAUGUGACUUUCCUUUCUAAAACUUAGAAGAUUGGGAAAUGAAUGAAUUGUCCGC